Messenger RNA from Misgurnus anguillicaudatus (oriental weatherfish), 4113 nucleotides. It is a transcript of the gene ints6l, whose product is annotated as integrator complex subunit 6 like. The record is from RefSeq and is a predicted model, not a curated record. Gene Ontology annotation, cellular component: integrator complex. Gene Ontology annotation, biological process: snRNA 3'-end processing. NCBI's taxonomy places the organism in Eukaryota, Metazoa, Chordata, Actinopteri, Cypriniformes, Cobitidae.
ACACCAACAACACACGUAUGAUCCCUUUCCACCCUCUCGCUCUCGAGUAUGGAGAACUGAGAGAAUAAGAGGCAUUCCACGACCUCAUUGCAUAUUUAUACAUGGAAGGGCGUGGCUUCGCGACUUUGUUCAGCCAAUGGCAUGGCAACGGCGGGGCGAAGGCGUUUCGAUAUGUUCGGAAGAGAAGUUCUCUAACAGCGCGAGCCCAGCACUGCUCAGAAAAGACAGAUAGAGAAUCAGGCGGCUGCAAAGGGUGGCAGUACGACCCUCUUUUGGGGGGGUCUGAUUAUAACAAAAUAUAUACACACAUAUAUGCAUGCCCAGGGCCGCAAGAUAGACACGUCCGCUUCUAUGAAUCAGCGCACUUAUUUGGGUACGACGUAUCUGGACAUUGCUAAAGGCGCGGUUGAGAUCUUUAUGAAGCUGCGUGCCCGAGACCCGGCUAGUAGAGGCGACAGGUACAUGCUAGUUACAUUUGAUGAUCCACCACACGGCGUAAAGGCGGGUUGGAAAGAGAAUCAUGCAACAUUCAUGAGUGAGCUGAAGAACCUGCAGGCGUCUGGAUUGUCUACACUAGGUCACGCUCUCCGCGCUGCCUUCGACCUGCUUAAUCUCAACAGAUUAGUCUCUGGCAUCGACAACUAUGGACAGGGUCGCAACCCUUUCUUUUUGGAGCCAUCAGUCAUUAUUACGAUUACAGAUGGAAACAAACUGACGCACAGCUCUGGGGUCGCUGAGGAGCUACACCUGCCAUUGAAUUCUCCAUUGCCGGGCAGUGAGUUGACUAAGGAGCCGUUUCGCUGGGACCAGCGACUAUUCGCCCUGGUGCUUCGUAUGCCGGGUCUGGCUGUGCCCGACAGUGAGCAGCUGGGCAGUGUGCCCACCGACGAGUCUGCUAUCACUCAGAUGUGUGAGGUCACUGGAGGCCGUUCUUACUGUGUAAGGACACAACGGAUGCUGAACCAGUGUCUUGAGUCUCUCGUCCAGAAAGUUUUAAGUGGAGUUGUAAUACACUUUGAGAAAAGCGGUCCAGAUCCACCUGCAAUAGGUGAAGAUGGUUUGGUUGAACCAGCCCGUCCUCUGACCACCUUCAGUCCACAACCCUGGCACAGCUGCCACAAGCUCAUUUAUGUCCGACCCAACCCCAAGACGGGGGUACCUGUGGGUCACUGGCCAAUCCCAGAAUCCUUCUGGCCGGACCAGAACUCUCCCAAUUUGCCACCUCGUUCUGCCCAUCCUGUGGUGAGGUUUUCCUGUGUCGACUGUGAGCCGAUGGUUAUCGACAAAUUGCCUUUUGACAAAUACGAGCUGGAGCCUUCGCCGCUAACACAAUACAUCCUGGAGAGGAAAUCUCCUCAUAUGUGCUGGCAGGUGUUUGUGAACUGCAGCGGUAAACACAGUGAACUUGCCCAUCCAUUCGGUUACCUGAAAGCCAGCACUACGCUCACCUGUGUCAACCUUUUCGUCAUGCCUUACAACUUUCCUGUUCUUUUGCCGCUCCUCGAUGAUUUGUUUAAAGUGCACAAGCUUAAGCCAAACCUCAAGUGGCGACAGGCCUUUGAAAUGUAUCUGAAGUCCAUGCCACCUUACUUUCUCUUGCCUCUCAAGAAGGCACUGAGGAUGAUGGGAGCCCCGAAUCUCAUCUCUGACAACAUGGACUGUGGCCUAAGUUACAGUGUCAUUUCCUACCUUAAAAAGCUCAGUCAACAGGCAAAGAUCGAAUCGGACCGUUUAAUUGUGUCUGUCGGAAAAAAGCCUCCAACAGAAACUGGCAUUAAGGUGAAGAACCACUCGAGUGCCCUGUCUCUGGCACACCGCCGGGAUUUUAAGCAGCUCCUGCAGGGCAUCACGGGCGAGGUUCCCCUCCGGCUCAUCGACAUGAAUUUCAAAGAGUUUGCUGGUUUCCAGAUUGCACUGCUUAAUAAGGAUUUAAAGCCUCAGGCCUUUCGGAAUGCCUAUGAUAUUCCACGACGGAAUCUUCUUGAUCAAGUGACCCGAAUGCGGUCCAACCUUUUGAAGACAACACAAAAGCUAAUUAGAGGCCAAGAUGAUGAUUCCUUACACAGUAUUCCAGUGGCGCAGAUGGGAAAUUAUCAAGAAUAUCUGAAGAUGAUGCCAUCGCCUCUGCGUGAGCUUGAUACGGAUCAGCCCAAACGACUGCACACGUUUGGCAACCCGUUCAAACAGGACAAGAAGGGAAUGAUGAUAGACGAAGCAGAUGAGUUUGUAGCAGGUCCACAGAAUAAGAAGCGAGGGAACACGGGCGAUCCGAACUCGGGGGCGGCCCUAAAGAGGCGGAGGAGCAUGUCCCCUCUGCUGCGCCGGCCUCAAACACCUCCCAUAAUAACAAAUCACGUACUGGGCAAGGGCCCUACAGGGACACAGGGCCAGCAAGGAAUCAUCAAGCCCAUUCCACUCCACAAAGGAACAGAGGGAAACAGUGUAGUGAGCACAGAAAGUAAUGGCGAGCAAGUGCCGGUCGGGGAGGCUGGAGACGGGUGGCCAGGAGGAGUGGAUGGCGUUGAAGGCUUUGCCCCUCCAGAGGAGAGUGAAGAGGAGGAGUCACCAGAUGUUGGCGAAGAGAGAAUGGGCUUGGAGAACUGUGUGGAUGAGAUACCCUUUGAUAACACACCGAACUGUGAGGACCUGAGUCCUCCAAGCCAAGAGGAGGCGAUGGAGGGCAACGAAUGCGACACUCCGGCACAGGGCACGAUCCUUAUGAUUCCCCUGGAGGGCAGUAACGCUGAGCUGCGUACUCGAGUCAUGAAAGAGGUCCGCAAGCCUGGCCGCAAUUAUGAGGCAAUAUUCAGAUUACUGGAGGAGGUAAAAGGGCCAGCAUCAGUUCAGAGGUACUUCAUUCAUCAUGCCAUCAAAGAGGCAGCCAGGUUUAAGAAACGUGUGCUGAUCCAACAGCUUGAGACCGCUCUGGAGGAGAUCGAAGACAGCCAGGUGUUGCCUGCACAGCUCAACAACGUCCACGGCAGAUAGUGAGACACUCAACGGAGAGACACACGAGAAGCAACGUGGCCGUGCCAGCCGAGCACCCGGGUUUGUGCUUUAAGAUGAGCUGUAGUGAGGAAGAGUAGGAAAUAUGGCCACAUUUUGGUCCAGAGUUUGGUACGGUGCUCACAAUGGAGGGAGGUAUUCGAGGUUUGACAGUGAAUCACUGUCAAUUCCCAAGAGAUGGCCUGAAGGAGACCAUCAUUUAACCAUAAAAGACUAAGCACACUCCAGAAAAGCCAAGCCUCUCACACUGUGUAAAAUUACAGGGUUAUACAAGGCGGAGGUCAGUAUCUGUUAUGCGAAGCAAUGUCUGUAGAUUUUGUCUGUCUGAUGUUUUUGGCAUCGAGAACAGUGUGGAAAAUCUCUGUCGGAUUUGUGUUUGCAUGAAAUGCCCACAAACCAAUGGGUUCAACAACAUAGUUGGACCUUUAAAGCCGUCUGGAGAACUACACUAUAAUAGCAAUAACAAUCGUUAGUAUGCCAAUAUACAAAUGUUCCCCCCAAACACAUGCAGUUUUUCUAGUUGCAUAUCUUUCAUCCAGUCAGAUCUUUAUGAAGGUCUUUGUGAAUUUGUGGAUACAGUGUGAAAUCUUAUCUGGCCUGUUCUUGUAUACUGUAUGUGGUGAUAUGUAAUGUCACAUAGAUUAGUGUCAUUCAGAUACAUUUCAACAUGCAGUGUCCUGCAAGCAAUAGUGUCUAAUAAAAUCAUCACACCCACCUUGAACGAAAAAUAAUCGCCACACUAUUAAGAAAUGUCAUGUUUGAGUAAAACCUUGAUCAACUGGUCAAACGCAUUAAAAGUUUUGAUUCUGUCCAAUAUCUGAUCAUAAUGUAUUAGCAAGCAAUGCACCUGCCCAUCUGAGGCAGACGUCACAAGACUCAUUUCACAGACGUACGUUACAUUAGUAACCCCAUUUUUGUUUGUUUUUAAAACAGAUGUAUACUACUUUUUAAUGUUCAUAAAUAAUAUAGAUUAUUUUUGGAUGGUAUUCCUACAUAAAAUAUUUUAAGAAUUGUAUAAAACAUUUUGUAAGCUGAUGUUAUAUAGAAAAGUUUUAUGAUUUUUUUAUGAAAAGUAUAAAAAAAAUAAAAAUGACAUGAUGAUUUGUA